This is a messenger RNA of Macrosiphum euphorbiae (potato aphid), 381 nucleotides long. The record is from the annotation of a GenBank genome assembly. Lineage: Eukaryota; Metazoa; Arthropoda; Insecta; Hemiptera; Aphididae.
AUGACUUUCCUAAAAGCAUUUCCGGUUUCACCAUUGCAGGUAAUGAAAAGCGGACAUCCGGUGCUGUUUUCCAGUUGCUGGUACGUGAACUACAUCAAGUACGGAACGGACUGGCUGAACUUCUACAGAUGUGACCCCACCUCUGAGGUCGGCGAUAACCGUUUGUUUUUGGGAGGGGAGGCAUGCAUGUGGGGCGAGUUCGUGGGCGAAACGAACUUAUUGCCAUACACGUGGCCCAGGACCAGCGCUGUGGCCGAAGUGCUCUGGUCACACAAGCUAAACGAGAUUGAAGCCAAGCACAGGAUCGAGGAACACGUUUGCAGAAUGAGGCGGAGAGGAAUACCCUUAGAACCAUUAUAUUAUAGGCACGUAUAUACCUAA